AUGGGAAAGUCGGAAUUUCGCCGCACUGGAGACGCUCGAAAAGCAGAGUAUUUCGCUCAGCCGCCUCGGUACUUCACUGUGCUCCGUUCGGCAUUGUUGCCGCAUCUUCCACAACCUAAGGCGUGUGACUUUGCCAUCUGUGGUCCACUCGUACCUCUGUCGACUGUUUUGGAAGGCGCAACCGCGGGACGAUGUCUGCUUGACGAAGCCGUGGCGGAAGACGAGCAAGGUGACGGCGUUGAACCCACAGUGCAGCCGCCUCGGUACUUCACUGUGCUCCGUUCGGCAUUGUUGCCGCAUCUUCCACAACCUAAGGCGUGUGACUUUGCCAUCUGUGGUCCACUCGUACCUCUGUCGACUGUUUUGGAAGGCGCAACCGCGGGACGAUGUCUGCUUGACGAAGCCGUGGCGGAAGACGAGCAAGGUGACGGCGUUGAACCCACAGUGGUACGAGGGAAACCAUCGGCAUCACCGCCAGGGAUCCACGCCUAUGUCAACCGUGUCCUUGGCCGUAUCUUACCUGGAGCCAAUGUUAUUACCAACGUGACGUCGCAUUCGUUCCGGCGUGGUGGAGCUCACGGAUCGCGGGAACUGGAACAUGUCCGCUACGAACAAGUUGUUCACAUCGAAUUCUUCAAAGCCCACUUGUUCAGCGGCUGUACGGGAUUAUCCAACACUGUGCUCAACGUCAGUCCUCAGGUUGUGGAUGUCCUGUGUGCUUACCUAAUCAAGGCAUUGCCCCCCUUCCAAUCAAUGAAGCCAGAUUCGCCCCUUGUGAAGCGAGUUGACCAAGCCAUUUCAGCGUCCGGUGUUGAUCUUGCAGAGAUGGCGUCUUGGUCUAUCCACUUGGCACAAGUUCAAACAACGAACACCUCAGAGCAGGAUGUUCCAAGCUCAAAGUACCUCCGAAUGAUCGAGCACCAGGCAGCUGUGAUCGACCAGUUAAUUGACCACACAAAAACAAUGUCCAAACGUAUUCGAGACGUCGAGCAUCAGGUUGGCUUGAAAACGUCUCCGACGAGUCUUCACCUACCAAGUCACUGCUGCCGUGAGUCUGAUGAAGAAAAGCCAGGAGAGCGCCGCAAACGCAAAAAUACCUGCCUCUGGGAGUGUUGGUACGACUGGUUUGUAAACCAUGCGCACUCCACCGAACUUGACAAGCAGUGGAAGUCCACGAUGCGGCGCUGCGUUGCCUACAUGCAUUUGUUUGCCGACAACCUCGAUGUAGACGAGAGUGCAGCGACCUACCGUGACACUGUUCUUGCCGAUGGUCACAUUCUGGCAGCAAAGGUACUUGCGUUUCUUGUGGAGCGCGGUGUGUCGGCAUCGUCAACAGGGUCCGUCGAGCGCAAGCUACGCGCUAUUCACAAGAAAGGAGAGCUGGGUGUGCUCAUUCUACAGUCCAUGGCCCGACCACCCCGACGGCAACCCCACGUUGCCCUACCAUGGGCACAGUUGUUCACGGUGGCACAGGGUUGGACACGCCAAUCAUACGACAACAAAUCCCACAAGCAGGGCGAGCGGGGCACUUGGUUUGCAGCGUAG
Messenger RNA from Aphanomyces astaci, 1545 nucleotides. RefSeq lists its product as hypothetical. The record is from RefSeq and is a predicted model, not a curated record. NCBI's taxonomy places the organism in Eukaryota, Oomycota, Saprolegniomycetes, Saprolegniales, Verrucalvaceae. The coding region runs from base 1 to 1545 and encodes 514 amino acids. The transcript is spliced from 6 exons.